Messenger RNA from Canis lupus familiaris (dog), 4910 nucleotides. It is a transcript of the gene ADAMTS13, whose product is annotated as ADAM metallopeptidase with thrombospondin type 1 motif 13. Gene Ontology annotation, cellular component: extracellular matrix. The record is from RefSeq and is marked provisional. Lineage: Eukaryota; Metazoa; Chordata; Mammalia; Carnivora; Canidae. Gene Ontology annotation, molecular function: metalloendopeptidase activity. Gene Ontology annotation, biological process: proteolysis; extracellular matrix organization.
CACAGCCUCCUCUCCCCGCCCACUGCCCCGUGGGGUCUACCACACUCCACCCCAGCCAGAUUUCCAGUCAAAAGGCUCUCUCCCUCUGCUCCAGGCUGGCUUUCCUGAGGAUGAGGGAGCCUCGCCCCUGGGGGAGAUGUGUGGGGGCAAUUCUCACAUCUGUCUUCUUUCUCCUGGGCUGCUGGGGACUCUCCGAUUUCCAGCAGCAAUUUCUUCAGGCUUUGGACCCGGAGGAAGUGACUUCUUAUUUUGGCCCUGAAGCUACCCUAAAAGCACCCCCAUUUGACGUGGCCCCGCUCAGCUGCAUCUGUGAAGAUGGAACCGGGGUACCUCCCUGCCGGGCCCUGAGCUGCUCCCUGCACAUCUGGGGACAGCUCUUCACCAUCUCCUUCCCGCCUGAAUGGAGCCUCUUUACCACCUCCUUCACCAGUGAGCUCGUCCUGAACGCCUCCCUCCAGCUCCUGAGGCGGCUGCCCCAUCUCUGCUUCUUGGGGGGCCGCCCCCUGCUGCCCCUGGGGGCCGCGGCCAGGGUCACUUACUGCUCAGGCCACUUGGAGGGUGACAUCCUGGUGGGUGCAGACCUGUUCUACAUCCAGCCAGUGAAGAUGCAGCACCGGGAGCUGGUGCCACCCUGGGCUCUUGCCCAGCCCCACCUGAUCCACAGGCCUUUCCCCAAGGCCCCCACGGCCCCCGAGGCCCUUAACACCAUCCGAGAAGCUUCGCUGUCAGCCCCGCUUCCUCCCUCACCAGGCCGUCCUCGGUCCCCUCGCCUCCGGAGAUGGGUUGCUGAGAGUGUCUUACACCUGGAGCUGCUGGUGGCCGUGGGCCCCGACGUCUAUCAGGCUCACCAGGAGGACACUGAGCGUUAUGUGCUCACUAACCUCAACAUGGGGUCAGAGCUGCUGAGGGACCCAUCCCUGGGGGCUCAGUUCCAAGUGCAUCUGGUGAAAAUGGUCAUUCUGACCCAGCCCGAGGAUGCUCCGAACAUCACGGCCAACAUCACGGCAUCACUGCUGAGUGUCUGUGAGUGGAGCAGGACAGUCAACCCUGAGGACGACACAGAUCCUGGCCAUGCCGACCUGGUCCUCUACAUCACCAGAUUUGACCUGGAGUUGCCUGAUGGUAACCGGCAGGUUCGGGGAGUCACCCAGCUGGGGGGUGCUUGCUCAUCUUCCUGGAGCUGCGUCAUCACUGAGGAUACUGGCUUUGACCUGGGGGUCACCAUCGCUCAUGAGAUUGGUCACAGCCUGGGCCUGGAGCACGACGGCGCGGCUGGCAGCGGCUGCAAGCCCAGCGGCCAUGUGAUGGGCUCCCAGGACCGAGCGGCCGCCCGUGGGGACCUCUCGUGGUCUGCCUGCAGCCGCCAGCAACUGCUGCAUCUGCUCAGCGCAGGACGGUUGCGCUGCCUGGGGGACCUGCCAGAGCCACAGGCUGGGGCCUCCGGGCGCCUUCCCCAGGCACAGCCUGGCCUCCUGUACAGCACGGACGAGCAGUGCCGCGUCGCCUUCGGCGCUGGGGCAGUGGCCUGCACCUUCACCAGGGAGCAUCUCGACAUGUGCCAGGCUCUGUCCUGCCACACGGAUCCCCUGGACCAAAGCAGCUGUAGCCGCCUCCUCAUCCCUCUUCUGGAUGGGACAGAGUGCGGUGUGCAGAAGUGGUGCUCCAAGGGUCACUGCCGCUCCCUGGCAGAGCUGAGCCCAGUGGGGGUGGUGCAUGGGCAGUGGUCUAGCUGGGGUCCCCCCAGCCUUUGCUCCCGCUCCUGCGGAGGAGGUGUGGUCACCAGGAGGCGGCACUGCAACAACCCCAGGCCUGCCUUUGGAGGGCGUGUGUGCGUGGGUGCUGACCUCCAGGCGGAGAUGUGCAACACCCAGGCCUGUGAGAAGACCCAGCUGGAGUUCAUGUCUGAGCAGUGCUCGCAGACGGACAGGAAACCGCUCUACCUGACCCCGGGGAAUGCCUCCUUCUACCGCUGGGGCUCCGCUGAGCAGUACAGUCAAGGGGAUGCCCUGUGCAGACACAUGUGCCGGGCCAUUGGCGAGGCCUUCAUUGUGAGGCGUGGGGAAAGUUUCCUAGAUGGGACCCGGUGUGUGCCAAGUGGUCAGCGGGAGGACGGGACCCUGAGCUUGUGCAUGUUGGGCAGCUGCAAGACAUUCGGCUGUGAUGGCAGGAUGGACUCCCAACAGGUGCGAGACGUGUGCCAGGUGUGCGGAGGGGACAACAGCACUUGCAGCCCACAGAACGGCUCUUUCACAGCUGGAAGGGCCAGAGAAUAUGUCACGUUCUUGACAGUUACCCGCAACCUGACCAGUGUACACAUCACCAACCGGAGGCCUCUCUUCACACACUUGGCGGUGCGGAUCCGAGGGCACUACAUCGUGGCUGGGAAUUCUAGCAUCUCUCCCAGCACCACCUACCCCUCCCUCCUGGAGGACAGCCGUGUGGAGUACAGAGUGACCCUCACCAAGGACCGGCUGCCUCACCUGGAGGAGAUCUCCAUCCGGGGACCCACCCAGGAAGACAUGGAGAUCCAGGUUUACAGGCGCUACGGGGAGGAGUAUGGUGACCUUGCACGCCCAGACAUCACCUUCACCUACUUCGAGCCUAAGCAGCCACAGGCCUGGGCCUGGGUCGCCGUGUGGGGGUCCUGCUCGGUGAGCUGUGGGGCAGGGCGGCGCUGGGUGACCUACAGCUGUCUGGACCAGGCCAGGAACGUGUGGGUGGAGGCUGCCCGGUGCGAAGGGAGCCAGCAGCCAGCAGCGUGGUCAGAGUCCUGCACCCCCAGGCCCUGCCCCCCACAGCAGGAGGCAUCGGAUGCAUGCACAACAGCCUGUGGAGCAGACCUGGCAUCACAGAAUGUGACGUGUGUGCACAGGGUAGCUGGCCUGGAGACACUGGCCACGGCUGGACCCUGCUCCACAGAUGAGAAGCUGCCUGCCCUCAAGCCCUGUGUGGCCACGGCAUGUCCUCCGGGACAGGGUUAUCCAGACCUCCAGUCUCUGGAGGAGGAGAAGGAGGCCACAUCCCCAUCAGGAAGUGCUGGGCUGAGGGCUCGCACCACACACAUGUGGACCCCCCUGGCAGGGCCAUGCUCUGCCUCCUGUGGUCAAGGCCUGACAGAGCUGAACUUCAUGUGUAUGGACUCUGCCCUGGGAACCCCUGUCCGGGAAGAGCUAUGUGACCUGGAAAGCAAGCCUGGGAGCCGGCAGGAGGUCUGCCAGGCUGCCCCAUGCCCGGCUUGGUGGAGGUACAAGCUGGCCGCAUGCAGUGUGAGCUGUGGAGGAGGGUUUGCGCAGAGGAUGCUAUAUUGUGCACGGGCUCACGGGGAGGACGAGGACGAGGAGAUCCUGCCAGAUACCCAGUGCCAGGGGCUGCCUCGUCCAGAGCAGCAGGAAGCCUGCAGCCCAGAGCCCUGCCCACCCAGGUGGAAAAUCAUGUCCCUCGGCCCAUGCUCAGCCAGCUGUGGCUUUGGCACUGCCACACGUUCUGUGGCCUGUGUGCAGCUCAGCCAAGGCCAGGACAUUGAGGUGGAUGGGGCAGCCUGUGCGGCUCUGGUUCGGCCUCAGGCCAGCAUCCCCUGCAUCCUCGCCUAUUGCACCUACCGGUGGCAUGUCAGCACCUGGACACAGUGCUCUGUCUCCUGCGGAGAUGGCAUACAGCGCAGGCGUAAGGCCUGCCUUGGACCCCAGGCCCAGGCACCUGUGCUGGCUGACUUCUGCCAGCACUUGCACAAGCCAGCCACUGUGCGGGGCUGCUGGGCCGGGCCCUGUGGUGGGCAGGUGACUCCCAGGCCAGCACCCAACGAGGAAGCCACUGCUCCAGACCAGGCCACUGCUGGUGCCUCUCCGGAGUGGCCUCAGCCCCAGGCCCACCUUCUAUCCCCAGCACCCCCGCUUCAGAGGCUUCUGCCUGGGUCUCAGGAAAACCCAGCUGAGUCCAGUGCCUGUGGCCGGCAGCAUCUUGAGCCAAUGGGAACUAUUGACAUGCGAGGCCCAGGGCGGGCUGACUGUGCAGUGGCCAUUGGGCGGCCCCUGGGUGAGGUGGUGACCCUCCAAGUCCUCGAGAGUUCCCUCAGCUGCAGUGCUGGGGAUGUGUUGCUGCUUUGGGACAGGCUCACGUGGAAGAAGAUGUGCGGGAAGCUAUCUGGCAUGACUUUUAGCUCCAAGACCAACACGCUGGUGGUGAGGCAGCGCCGCGUGCGGCUGGAAGGUGGGGUUGUGCUGCGGUACAGGAGCCGGCCUGCACCGGGAGCCCCCCACCGAGAGUGUGACAUGCAGCUCUUCGGACCCUGGGGGGAAAUCGUGAGCCCCUCCGUGGGUGCUGAUGGGAGGAACUCAGGGGGCUGCCGCAUCUUCAUUAAUGUGGCCCCACAGGCCCGAAUUGCCAUCCAUGCCCUGGCCACUGAUGGCACAGGAACCGGUGCCAGCUAUGUCUUGAUCCGGGACAUCCACAGCCUGAAGACGAUGACAUUCCGUGGGCAGCAGGCACUCUACUGGGAGUCGGAGGGAAGCCAGGCUGAGAUGGAGUUUAGCCAGGGCUUCCUGGAGGCGCAUGCCAGCCUGCGAGGCCAGUACUGGACCCUCCAAUCUAGAGUGCAGGAACCUGGCUGGGCUGAGCCCUAGCUUCCUCUCUGAGCACAUACCUCCAGUGACCUGUGGGCACAGGGGGAUGCCUCCUCCAGACCCCAGAAGAGAAAGGAAGGAGCCUGACAUUUAUGAGCACCUCUUAGGUGCCCGGUGAGGCCCGGAGGGUUGAUUCUGGGCUCUGAAUGCUCUCCAAUUUGGAUUCCCUCCAAUCUCUAUCUCCUUUAGGACUUCCUCCAACAUGUCAAAGGCUGGGCGGUGGGAGGCAGGGACUGGACUCGCUGGAAAGGCAGUCUCCAGCCUCUCUACCAAUAAACGGAAUGUGCAGUC